CCCAAAACGUGUAAGAGGUUUAAGCAAGAAGAAGGAAAGAAAGGACCAGUGAGACGUUUCAGGAACAGCACUGAACCUCCUGACCCUGUGGCAGCCAUGGUCCUCCUCCUCAUCUGUAUCACUGUUCUGCAUCUCUCCUCAUUGGCCAUGCUUCUCAUUUCGACAUUGGAAAAAUCCUGGUGGGUUUGGGAUGACUCGGAAAUUUCAGAUCUCUGGUACAACUGUUUCCAAGACAACGCUACAAAAACUUGGCUGUGUGCUGCCACCAAUGAGAACGAUUGGCUCCAGUCCGUGCAGGCGCUCAUGGUCCUCUCAGUGGUCUUCUCGUCCAUCUCUUUCCUGGUGUUUCUGGGACAGCUCUUUGCCUUGUCCAAAGGAGGACUCUUCUAUUUCACCGGGUUCUGCCAAGCUUUUGCAGGUUUCACAGAUUUUGCUGCUUGCCUGAUUUUUACGUUCCACAGAAAGGAGAUUUUAUCCGACUCCAGAGAUCCGAGCUCAGGGCGUUUUGGAUACUGCUUUAUUCUGGCCUGGGUCUGUGUGCCUCUGCUGCUACUGAGCGGAGUCCUCUAUGUCCAUCUACGCAAGAAACAUUGAGACAAGACACUGUUUUACAUCAAAUUAGAAAUACAAAAUAAUAUUACAAGAAUAUAAAACCAAAACCAAAACAACACACUUGAAAUUUGGCAGUAGGAUUUGAACAUGUAGGCUUAUAUUUGACCUCUGUUAUUGCUGAAGAAAGCCUGAAAGAAAAUCACUGCACACUAGGAAUGACAAAAUUUUAAUAUAUGUGUAACAUCACUUGUAUUCUGU
This is a messenger RNA of Boleophthalmus pectinirostris (great blue-spotted mudskipper), 810 nucleotides long. RefSeq names its product epithelial membrane protein 3-like. The record is from RefSeq and is a predicted model, not a curated record. Gene Ontology annotation, cellular component: plasma membrane. NCBI's taxonomy places the organism in Eukaryota, Metazoa, Chordata, Actinopteri, Gobiiformes, Gobiidae. The transcript has 5 exons. The coding region runs from base 97 to 594 and encodes 165 amino acids.